AUGGGGGAAAAGGGUCUCCUCUCCCUCAAUAGGACAGCUAUUUUCAUAUUACUCAUUACUCCUAACUGGCCUUUUUGUUCAUUUUUCUUCCUCUUUGUUUGUCCCCACCAUUCUUUGGAAGCUCAUUCAUGGCGCCUCUCUUCUUCUUCUUCUUUCUCCCAUGUCUUCUUCCUUUUGUUCCUCACAUUCCCUAGCUUAUUUACAAUUGUUGGGUCUUUGUUUUUCUUCCUUGUUUUGCCAAACCUUGUUUUAAGUUGCAAAAAAAAGAAGAUUAUUAGUGCCGGGGUGUCUCUCAAGCACGGUCUCACCAUGUUACUCAUUGAGCUGCUUAUGUUUCUUGCCUGCUUCCAUGAAUGUUUAUCCAGCCCAACAGAUCAUCUUAAAAGUUAUAUGUUAACAGAGAGGAGAGCUGAUGCUUUUUUACCUGCAAUUACUCCGAGUGCAUCUCCUCAGCCAUUUCUUCCUCUUCUUGCACCCUCCCCAUUGACGCCCUUCACAAAUAGUACUAUCCCGAAACUAUCAGGACUCUGUAUAUUAAAUUUCACUGCUGCACAAGAUUUGAUGAUCAUGACCUCAAUCGAUUGUUGGGCUGCAUUUGCUCCAUUGUUAGCAAAUGUAAUAUGUUGUCCACAGCUACUUGCAACUCUCGUGAUACUCAUUGGUCAAUUAAGUAAAGAGACUGGUGUGCUUGCUUUAAACAGGACCCUCGCCAAACCUUGUCUCUCAGAUAUUGAGCAAAUUUUAGAAGGCCAGGGUGCUGGUGAAAAUCUCAAGCAGGUUUGCUCAAUUCAUCCAUCAAACCUCACUGAAGCGUCUUGCCCAGUAAAAGAUGAUGAGUUCGAGAACACUGUAAAUUCGUCUGAGCUUCUUGCUUCAUGUGAAAAGAUUGAUCCUGUGAAAGAAUGUUGUGACCAAGUUUGUCAAGGUACCAUAUCGGAUGCUGCAACUAGACUUGCACUAAAAGCUUCUGAUCCUUUGAGCAUGGAUGGGCCCCAGGUUUUACCUGAACAGUCGACGAGGGUAAAUGAUUGUAAAACUAUUGUCCUUCGGUGGCUGGCAAGUAAACUUGGCCCUUAUCAUGCAAAGGAAAUUCUUAGAGGACUAACCAAUUGCAAUGUUAACAAAGUUUGCCCUCUUGUUUUCCCCAAUAUGAAGCAUGUUGCGAACAGCUGUGGAAAUGGAAUAAGUAACCCGACAACAUGUUGUGAUGCUAUGGAUAGCUAUGUCUCUCACUUGCAAAAGCAGACCCUUGUCACCAACUUACAAGCUUUGGAUUGUGCUACCUCCCUCGGGUUGAAGUUACAGAAAUACAAUAUCACCAAAAAUGUAUAUAGCUUAUGUCACUUAAGCCUCAAGGAUUUCUCCCUUCAAGUUGGAAAUCAGGUAUCCGGAUGCCUCCUGCCAAGCUUGCCCUCUGAUGCGACAUUUGACAAGUUCUCUGGAAUCAGUUUCAUUUGUGAUCUGAAUGAUAAUAUUCCAGCUCCAUGGCCAAAUCCAUCGCUUUUGCCAGCUUCAUCAUGCAACAAAACUGUAAGAAUCCCUGCACUACCUGCAGCAACAAAUGCACAAAGUGGUCUUUACAAUAAGUACGUCGCGGUUUAUCUUCUCAUUGUUUCUUCGAUGACCAUAAUGAUGCUCUUACAGUUCUAGUUUUUCAAAGUCGAUUCAAUCUUUAUCCAUAACUGCAUGAUAUAGUGUCAGCCUUCUUUAACCAAGUUUUACAGUGAUACGGACACGAUCCCCUGUUAAUGGAAAGUUUAAUCAGUGGCAAUGCUCAACCAGGUACCGACUCAAGUUCAAGUUCAUGCAUCUGAUCAUAGUAAUUGACGAUUAUUGCAUGUUGUCUGUAAUAAUAUUUUGUAAAAAGAAACUUGUAUCUAUACAAGUAUUUGAUCAUACCAUGUAAAUUUUGAUUAGAGAUUUUAUGAGAAUUUUACUCCAUUCCUUGAGAGCUAUGGCCUAUAGACAUGUUGGAUUGGUUCAACAAGCUUUGUUUCA
Molecule: messenger RNA, 1998 nt
Organism: Hibiscus syriacus
Lineage: Eukaryota; Viridiplantae; Streptophyta; Magnoliopsida; Malvales; Malvaceae
Exons: 9
Coding region: 1-1650 (549 amino acids)
Cellular component (GO): plasma membrane
Source: RefSeq, a predicted model, not a curated record